CAUAUUAGAUUUCAUUACAUACAAUUAACUUGUGUUUUAUGACAAUUGACAAUUGAUUCAUUCUGUUCUCAAGAAUUAAAAUCGAUUCGAUGAAGAGUUAACAAUUUAUUUUUCAUAGUUUUAUUCUGAUUAAAAACAAAAUUUUAUUUUCUAUUUUUUCUUCCAUCAUCACAAUCAUGGUGAUCAUCAUAAUGGAUAUAAUAGCAAAUGCAUGGAAAUCACGAGAAUGUCCAAUAGAUAGCCAAGAUAAUCGUGAAACAUAUCUCUGUAUUCGACCGUGUGAUUUUGAGGAUAACAGUCUGGAAGGAUCGUCACCGUCUCGCAAUCAACAUGGAAAAAAUGUUGCGGCCGAUGAUAAUUUUUUCGUUGUAUUUUUCCCGCCAAAACCAAAAGAUCAAUAUGAACGAAGCCGUUUUAAAUGUCCGGCCGGUUUUCGUCAGACAAAAGAACGUGAUCAACAAUGUUUUUGUGAACGGCCAUACACACCAUAUGAAAUGGAGAUGCAACGACGUGAAAAAUGUGAUCAAACAUUUGAACGGUGCCGUAUGUAUGGGGCUAAACCGUAUGAUUGUAAUCAUAUUAUUGAUACUUGUCCAUCGAAUCUGAUACGCGAAUAUUGUCUAGCCGGAAAAGUUUUUAAAAUGCGUUUUGCUCGUGUUGUUUAUGAAUUUUGUCAUCUAUACCUUCGGCUUCCGAAAGAUGGCCGUCAACAUUUUCUGGAACCACAAAUUGAUCGUAAAAAACAUUGAUGGUCAAUUAUGAUU
Dermatophagoides farinae (American house dust mite) is the source of this 764-nucleotide messenger RNA. Lineage: Eukaryota; Metazoa; Arthropoda; Arachnida; Sarcoptiformes; Pyroglyphidae. The record is from RefSeq and is a predicted model, not a curated record.